GGAUGGAAGGCAUGAGUGGACAUGUGAGUGUGUUUGGAUUUCCAUGUAACAUCGACUUCAUUUAAAAUAACAAACAACAACUUAGAGAGAUCUGUCAGUACAUCACAGCAGUCAUGGGCAAAAAAGGCAAGAAAGAGAAGAAGGUGAAGGGAGCGGAGAAGACAGCUGCCAAGAUGGAGAAAAAGGUUUCAAAGAGGUCCAAACGAGAAGAGGAGGAUUUGGAGGCUCUGAUUGCCGAGUUUCAGAAUCUGGAUGCAAAGAAGACCCAAGUUGUAGAGUCAACAUGUCCACCUCCAUCACCAAGAUUGAGUGCGUCUCUGUCUGCCCAUCCUGAGAAAGAUGAACUCAUUCUGUUUGGAGGAGAAUUCUUCAACGGCAAGAAGACGUACCUCUACAACGAUCUGUUUUUCUACAACACCAAGAAGAACAGCUGGAUUAAAUCAGAGAUCCCCAACCCUCCUCCCCCACGCUGCUCUCACCAGGCCGUGGUGGUUCCCCAGGGUGGGGGUCAGCUCUGGGUGUUUGGGGGAGAGUUUGCCUCUCCAAAUGGGGAACAGUUCUACCACUACAAGGACCUUUGGGUGCUACACUUGGCUACACACACAUGGGAGAACAUCAAGGCGCCUGGUGGUCCGUCAGGUCGCAGUGGCCACCGGAUGGUCCUGAGCAAGAAACAGCUGCUGGUGUUUGGAGGUUUCCAUGAGAGCAACAGGGAUUUUAUCUACUACAAUGACAUCCACUCCUUCUCCCUGGACUCCUUCUCCUGGUCACGCCUCACUCCAUCAGGCACCGCCCCCCCCCCACGCUCCGCCUGCCUGAUGACCGCCACGCCAGACGGCAUGGGUGUCAUCGUCUACGGGGGAUACUCUAAAGUGAGAGUCAAGAAGGAUGUGGAGAAGGGGACCAUUCACACUGACAUGUUUCUUCUCAAGCGAGAGGGUAAAGAUGGCCAAGAGAAGUGGUCCUGGUCCAGGGUGAGCCCCUCUGGGAACAAGCCCGUUCUUCGCUCUGGUUUUUCCAUGGCAGCGGGCCCAGCGGGGCGGGCGGUGCUGUUUGGUGGGGUUUGUGAUGAGGAAGAGGAGGAGACACUGGAGGGCGACUUCUACAACGACCUCUAUCUGUACGACACAGUGAAGAACCGCUGGUUCCCCGGCCUGCUCAAGGGAAAUAAAUCAGAGAAGAAGAAAAGAAGAAGGGGGAAGAAGGGUGGAGCAGAGAGGGAGGCAACAGCGAAGGAGGGGGAGGAGGAGGAGGAGGGGGCACCUUUAGGACCCACCGAGGUCAUCAAGGAGAUCGUCACUGAGGACGGCACAGUGAUGACCAUCAAGGAAGUGAUCCCUGGGGCUCAGGAGGAGGACGAGGAGGAGGAGGACGAGGAAGAGGAGGAGGAGGAGGAUGCCUCCGCACCUCUGGUGGAGCCCUGCGCAAGGUCCAGUGCCAUGGCAACAGUGCGUCAGGGAAAGCUCUUUCUGUACGGAGGGAUGUUCGAGGUCGGCGACCGCCAGUUCACCCUGAAUGACUUCUACUGUCUGGACCUGAACAAGAUGGACCAGUGGGAGGUUCUGGUUGAAAUGGACCCGAAGACACAGGAGUGGCUGGAAGAGUCUGAAUCAGAGGAAGAUGAGGAGGAGGAGGAGGAGGAGGAGGCAGCGAAAGGAGCAGAAGGAGAGGAAGAGGAGGAGGAGUCUGAAGAGGAAAGCGAGGAGGAGGAAGAUGAAGAGGAGCACCCUGCAGUGAAAGAGGGAGAGACGGUGACGGAUUAUCAGAGCCGUACAGAGCAAUACUGGACAGGCCUGGCACGCACCAACAUGGGCCCCGACGCCAAGGACAAAAAGGUUGCCAAGGUUGCCCUCGCCAUGGCUAAAGUCUUCUUCGAAGACCAAUAGUGGGAUACGCCAAACUGUUUGAGUGUGUGUGUGUGUGUGUGUGUGUGUGUGUGUGCGUGCGUGUGCGUGUCCGUGUGUGUUAAAUUGUUUUUUUUUGUAACUACCUUUCAUAAAACAAACAAUCAUUCAAGAUUAAAACUGAAAACAAAAACACUUUCUUGUCUCCCACCCAUCAAUUGAAUCAGAAUACAUGUGCAUAUACCAUCACAUUAGAUGCUGGUUGUGGAUGUUGAUCAUAACAGUUUUCAUUCAUUUUCAAUAAAUUAACUCUGUACUGUAA
Molecule: messenger RNA, 2166 nt
Organism: Centropristis striata (black sea bass)
Lineage: Eukaryota; Metazoa; Chordata; Actinopteri; Perciformes; Serranidae
Gene: klhdc4
Product: kelch domain containing 4
Molecular function (GO): protein binding
Source: RefSeq, a predicted model, not a curated record